UUCGCUCUCUCGAAGUAAUGUUUCCCCAAGCUGCGCAUGGUUACUGUCCAAGGUAUCAGUUUCGCCUGGCUCUUAGGGAGAGAGGGAGGAUGUUAUAGACGAGCAGCCGCCGUUAGCAGAUUCACUGUAGCAUAUAGCCGGGUACUCUCUACGCAUGAAUAGAACUGACCAGUUUUAUGUGUGUGAGCUGCGGUACAAGUGCAGAUGUUGCUGGGGAGAGAGCCUAUGGACUGCCGGUAGAAGUCAGACUCUACUUGAUUCGGGUCCAAGUCCUGUCUCCUGCUCGGUGCUCUGGACAUCCUUAAACCAUUUACAAGAAGGACCUAUUGCCUAUGGAUGAGGUUAUAUGUGGAAUUUAGAAACCGUUUACUACUGUUACUUGUCCAGGAGUAGACUGUACUGCAGGAAGGACUGGGAGAGUAAGAGACUGCCGUCCGGCAACAACUUUUUCACAUCCCCGCCACUGCUACUUUGAAGAAUCGCAAUGAAAGAAAGCUAUUGUGGGUAUGAGAACCAGCUCUUUAAAGAAGAGGACCUUACUGGGGAGGAAGAAAACAUGCCUUCCUUUAGAGGAAGAACCAGAGGUGGCUGCGUGAAAUGUCAGCAGACACGGUCUCUACAACUGGCUGUGAAGGUGCUCUAUGGAUUCUUUGCCUUCCUCAUCAUAGCAGUGGCAGUGCUGGCUUCAGUAGUGUUUAGGAAGGUCGACAACUUAUCAGAAGAGGAAUCCUUUUAUCAUAAGAAGAUUACCAAGGUUCAGGAAAGUAUUCAAGACCUCAGUACUACCAGCAACUGCACGGACUGUUUCAACGUGGCCCACUUCAGUGAGGAGAUCAGUAGGCUGAAGAGGGAGUUUGAGGACCUCCAAAAGAUGAUCCUCGGACAAGAGCAGAUCCUGGACCAGGCCUCUCAAACCCAGCAGACGCUGAAGGCCACCAGUGGUAGGAUGACCCGAGACAUGCAGAGCUACUCCCUGUCCAUCAGGCUCAUCAACCAGUCUCUGGAGCGUUACUUAGAACAGGUGGAUGGAUGGAAGGCGGUCAUAACCGAGACGGAUGAGAGUAUGAAGACCCUGUCUGAGGAUCAGUAUGACCUCAAAGCCACCGUGAAUCAGGUCAACACCACUGUGGCCCUCAACUCCUUGUGGAUGGAUGCGCUGCAGAGGAAGACCGAUGAGGAGAUGUUAGUUCUGCAGAAGAUGACCGCGGACUGGCAAAACUACAGCCGGGUGUUGAGUGGUCUGAAGUCCAACUCCAGCGCAACCACUCAGACCGUGAGGAGCAUCCAGAGCGGCAUCUCCAUCACACACCAGAGGAUCAGCAUGAGCUCUGAGAUGGUGCACGACCUCACCCUGCAGGUGAUGAACCUGCAGAUGCAGCUGGACAACGUCACCUCCUUCAUGGACGAGCAUGAGGAGAACAUGCACGACCUACACUACCACUCCAAGUACUACCAGAACCGAACGGGUGAGAGGUUCGUCACCCUGGAUGCCCGCAUGGAUUCCAUCGAGAUGGAGAUCAAAACCAUCUCAUCCAGCAUCAAUGCCACGGUGAGCCACGUGCAGAGCAUGUACAAAUACAUCAACAUCGAAAGCACGUCUUGCCAGAUGAGGCUGGGCAGUCACACGGAGGAUCUGCUGAACCUGAACAACACGGUGCUGCUGCUGAUGCACCUGGCCGACACCCUGAGGCAGCAGUACAUGUUGCUGAGUGUCCGUCUGGACAUGGACGUCAGGAACCUGUCCAUGGUUACAGAGGAACUGAAGCUAGUGGACACGCACCACACCCAGCUCAUCCAGAACUUCACCAUUCUGAAAGGUGCGCCUGGCCCUCCAGGUCCAAAGGGGAACAGAGGGGAAGGAGGGGCCAAAGGUCCAGUUGGCCUAACUGGAAACAAAGGAGACAAAGGCCCAGCAGGGAAUCAUGGCCCUAUGGGAGAGAAGGGCUUUGCCGGGCCUAAGGGAGUACAGGGGGAGCCAGGACCAACAGGGACCAAAGGAGUUGGUGUCAAAGGGGCGAAGGGUUCUCUGGGUCAACCAGGCCCUCGUGGUGAAAAGGGAGAGAAGGGAGACAUGGGUACUAUCGGUAAGGAUGGAACACCAGGCCCCAUAGGGCCCCCGGGAAUUCAGGGCCAGGUAGGGUUCCAGGGAAUGCAAGGGCUUCCUGGUCCCAGAGGAAAGCCAGGGCCUGCUGGUCCACAUGGGCCUCCAGGAACCCCUGGCCCACCGGGCCUGCCAGUUUACCAAUCCACAGUGUCUUGAGGGGCCCUGGGGUCUGAUCAAAACAAGGACAGGACAAGUCUCCUUUGGAUUUGGUGAUGUGGCUUCUGGCAGCCUGGCAAAGGGGUGUGUGAUAGAAGCAGAUAAAAUAUUUCACUCUUAAGCUUUCCCCUUCAUGAUAUACUCAAUGGUUUUCAUUGGACACAUUCAUAUAAACACAUAUCCAUACAAGCAUGUUCAGGUACAAAGGGGGGUAGAAGAGACUGCAAAGUUGAAGAUAACAAAAAGACUGAAAUAUUUGUUUUAACAGAUACAUUGCAACUUUACUGUACAGCUGAAUGUACUAUGUUUAAAAGAACCACAAAACCCUUAUGAAGGCUUCAUAAAGCUCUAGGUUUACAAUGCCAUGCACUUUCAUGAGGGCAGUUAAGUACUGAUUGAUUUUGCACACAGUUGUGUGAAAUGUAUUGAGUUGAAUUAGAUAGCACUUUAAUGGUUUUAUAAAGUGUAGAAACUACAGUCUGUUCUUACGUGUUUUUGCAUGUUUUAUGUUUCAGAGCAGGUCCUCUGAGUACUGACAGGUCAUAGAAAACAGGUCAUAGAGUGUAAUAGUAAGGGACGAAUGAAAUUGCAGAAGAACUAAAGGUGUCUACCUGGGUGCAUGAGUAUGGAUGUCCUGAAUUUUUCUCAGCAAUUGAACAUUUCCCAAAUUACUUAAAAGGCACAGUUUCAGAAGACAUGUUGUUUGUUUCAUGCUAUAUUUUGCUAUUUUACAUUGUUUCCAUAUUUGAAAGUGUAAAUAAUAUACUUCAUGUUUGUUUAUUUCUUCCAUUGUUUUCAAUGUUACAAUUCAUAUUAAUCUCUGCACAUAAUCAGAUUUUUGUGAUGAUCUGUGUGUUUUAACACCAAACAUGUUAAAAUGUGUUAAAUAAUAAGAGACAAAUGCUAUUUUUGUAAUCCUGUGUCAUUUUUAUGAACAUGCGACUGGCUUGCAUAGUUCAAUAAAUCAGUAAAUGCUACCAUUCUACUCCCCUAAGCAUGACAUUUUGCAGUAGCAAGUUCUGCUUCUCCUUAACAUAUUUGAACUUUAAAAGUUAAUGAUAAACCUAUUUUGAACUCACUUUGUGUCUGGUAGAAGGCUCUGAUGUAGAUGCCAGAAGUCGUUUCUACUCAGUCCAAAAUGGAGUGGUUUUGCAGAUUAAUUAAGAACAUACAUGCUCAAAAAUGUCUGCAAUUUAAAUGGAUCCCUCACAUAAAACAACUGUAGUUACUCAAAGUCUUUUAGUUGUUCGAGAAAUGUCCACAUGUUCUGUGGAUAUCAGGGUGCAUUGUUCUUACAGUGUAUAUAAAAGUCUACACACCAAAAAAUAUGCCAGGUUUUUGAGACUUUUUCCACCUUUAAUGUGACCAAUAAUGUGAACAAUUCAAUUGAAAAACAAACUGAAAUCUUUUA
Esox lucius (northern pike) is the source of this 3671-nucleotide messenger RNA. RefSeq names its product scavenger receptor class A, member 3 (gene scara3). The coding region runs from base 485 to 2260 and encodes 591 amino acids. The record is from RefSeq and is a predicted model, not a curated record. The transcript is spliced from 7 exons. Lineage: Eukaryota; Metazoa; Chordata; Actinopteri; Esociformes; Esocidae.